Quercus robur (English oak) is the source of this 2439-nucleotide messenger RNA. Its product is annotated as probable LRR receptor-like serine/threonine-protein kinase At3g47570. The record is from RefSeq and is a predicted model, not a curated record. The annotation marks the transcript as partial. The transcript has 5 exons. Gene Ontology annotation, molecular function: protein binding; ATP binding. Lineage: Eukaryota; Viridiplantae; Streptophyta; Magnoliopsida; Fagales; Fagaceae.
AAAUCGGCAAUAGUUCCAACUUUUGCAAAUAAAACUGAUUACCUGGCUUUACUUGACUUCAAAAAUCGAAUAACUCAAGACCCACUUCAAAUCAUGAGCUCAUGGAAUGACUCCAUACAGUUCUGCAACUGGUUAGGUGUUACAUGUAGCCCCUCUAGUAAGCAAGUCAUUGUUUUGGACUUGGAAGCUAAGAGAUUGGUUGGCCCUAUGCCACCCUCUUUGGGAAACCUUACUCACCUCAUAGGAAUCAAUCUACGAAACAACAGAUUUUAUGGAGAAAUUCCUCAAGAAGUGGGACAUCUACAGCACCUGCAACAUCUCGAUUUGAGUGUGAAUUCCUUUGGUGGUAAACUUCCACCUAAUCUGAGCUCCUGUUCACAACUUAGAGUGCUUAAUAUUACUUACAACAAUCUUAUUGGGCAAAUUCCACACCACCCCAACUCAUUGUCAAAGUUGGUGUAUCUAUCUCUUGAUGUGAAUAGCCUUACAGGAAAUAUCCCAGCUUGGAUUGGGAACUUUUCUUCUUUGUAUGGUCUUGGUCUUUCCAGGAACAAUUUUCAAGGAAGCAUACCUAGUGAACUUGGCCGUCUACCAGGCUACGGACUUUUUCAGCUUUCUCAGAAUUAUCUGUCUGGUACCAUCCCUCCCCUGAUCUUUAAUAUUUCAUCCAUAUUAUUUUUCUCUAUCACUCAAAACCAGCUACAUGGAAGCCUUCCAAUAGAUGUCGGUCUUACUCUUCCUAACCUUCAAAUAUUUUAUGGCAGUUCGAACAAUUUCAUAGGACCUAUUCCCGUAUCACUGUCAGAUGCUUCUCAACUUGAAGUCCUUGACCUUCCUAAAAAUUCUCUGACCGGGACAGUGCCUAAAAAUCUAGGAAGCUUGCAAGGAUUGGUUACACUUUAUUUUGAAGCCAAUAGUCUUGGAUAUGGGAAAGAUGGUGACCUGAAAUUUCUCAAUUUCUUGUCUAAUUGUACUGGUUUGGAGAUCUUGGGUCUUGCUGUUAAUUAUUUUGGAGGACUAUUGCCCAGCUCCAUAGCCAACCUUUCCACCCAGCUACAAAUUCUUACUUUGAGUGAGAAUAUGAUCCGUGGUGACAUCCCUGUUGGGAUUGGGGACCUCGUUAACUUAAAUGUUCUGGUAUUAGAAUAUAACUAUUUGGGAGGAGCACUACCUUUUGAAGUGGGAAACUUAAUAGAUCUUGCCAAGUUAGAUCUUUCAAACAAUAGAUUAUCAGGCAAAAUUCCCACCACCCUUCAGACUUGUAUUAGUUUGGAGCAUUUGUAUUUGGAUGGAAAUUCAUUUGAAGGAGAAAUUCCUCAAUUCUUGAAGAACUUAAGAGGUUUAGAAGAUAUAGAUCUUUCUCGUAAUAGAUUGUUUGGGCAUAUUCCUGAAUUUCUUGGCAAGCUUUUGGCUCUUAAGUAUCUCAAUAUUUCUUAUAAUGAUUUUGAGGGUGAAGUGCCAAGUGAUAGAAUUUUUGCAAAUGCAAGCACAAUUUCAAUAUUUGGAAACGAUAAGUUAUGCUGUGGUGUCCAAGGAUUACAUUUAUCUACAUGCUCAAAAUCAACAAAUAGGUUUUUUGAGAACAACUUGGUUGGUUCAGGUAGCUUUGGCUCUGUAUACAAAGGAGUUCUUUCUAGAAAUGGCGCAAUUGUUGCAGUUAAAGUAUUAAACCUUCAACAACAAGGAGCUUUGAAGAGUUUUAUUAAUGAAUGCAAUGCUUUGAGAGAUAUACGUCUUAUGUUCAUUGGGAAAAGACCUACCGAUGAAGUGUUUAAAGAUGGUCAGAACAUUCACACGUUCAUUGCAAUGGCUUUGCCUGAACAUGUCAUUGAUAUAAUUGACCAGUUAAUGUUCUUUGAAGAGGAUGAAGAAGAAGUUGAUGAUACAAGAAAUGAAGAAGACGUAGAAGGAAGAGCAAUAGUCAAAGAAGAGAAUCUGCAUGUCAAUGUUAGUAGCAGAAUGAUAGAUUGCUUGAUGUCAGUGUUCCAAAUUGGAUUGUCCUGUUCUGCAAGUUCACCAAAUGAGCGGAUUCGUAUAAAUGUUGUUGUCAACGAAAUGAUAGCAAUUAGAGGCAUUGUUCAUAAAUUAAAGAAGGGGAGGAGAAGAGCUAGUGGUUGUCUUAUGAUCUUAUCCUCUUGUGCUGCUGCCUCUUCUGAUCUUGAAGACAAAUUUAAAGAAGAAGAGGUGGAGGAGGUGUAUGAUGAUGACAUUAUGGAGGAGGACCCCUCUGAAAUUGAAAUUGGGAAUCAAGUAACACCUGUUGGCUCAUCAUGCGCUUCCAAAGAAGCAGUGGAAGCUGCUAUAAAGCUUUUCAAUUCUGUUCGUGUAGAUAAUAUCAUACCACUCGGUUCAGCAAUUAGUUUAAAAAAAAUGGAGAUCUCAGAUCAGCAUCAUCUUAAUUUGAUGGAGCGAAUACUUCCAAGAGUUAUAAUGAUAUGA